GAACCAGUUAUAGAUAUCAAAUUCAUUAGCAAUAUCAGCAAAAAUGGAAGCUAAAAUGGGUACCAAAAUUGCUUCUUUUGUGCUCAGAGUUCUCACCUUCGUCUUCCUCUUAAUUUCCAUCAUCGUUCUUGGAACCACUUCCAAGACCGUAGGAGAUGAGAAGCUUCAAUUCCAUAAUGUCAAUUCCUAUAGGUUUGCAAUGGCGACCAUCAUCAUUGGAGGAGCUUUCAACCUCUUGCAAAUAGCCUUAGCCCUUUAUCGUCUCAUAACCAAAACCGACGGCGGUGUUUUAUUCGACUUCUUCGGUGAUAAGGUUUUGUCGUACUUUCUGCUGGCGGGAGCGGCGGCGGCGCUGGGUUCUACCAUAGACUUGAAGGCCAAUAUUGAUUGGUUGAACUCGUUUUUCGACCAAGGCAACGCCGCUGCGGCUCUUCUUCUUCUUGCCUUUUUAUGCAGUGCUGUGGUUUCUGUUCUUUCCUCUUUUGCCCUUUCUCACAAACCUACUUAGUUUUGUUUUUAAUUUAUUGCAAUAUUCAUACUACAAUCUUUGUCGGACAUCCUUUUAUCAAAUUCUUUCUUGUUUUAUGUUCA
Messenger RNA from Cucurbita maxima (winter squash), 591 nucleotides. RefSeq names its product CASP-like protein 4D1. The coding region runs from base 44 to 508 and encodes 154 amino acids. The transcript is spliced from 2 exons. The record is from RefSeq and is a predicted model, not a curated record. NCBI's taxonomy places the organism in Eukaryota, Viridiplantae, Streptophyta, Magnoliopsida, Cucurbitales, Cucurbitaceae.